AAUUGAAGUGGGUGGGCCAUCGAGCCGAGUGGCCCAAGUGGAUGAGCUGCCUGACCGCUGCUACCCAGCGAUCGCGGACCCCGACGCAGGUGGACCAUGUGGACGUUGGUGAGCUGGGUGGCCUUAGUGACAGGGCUGGUGGCUGGAACACAGUGCCCAGACGGUCAGCUCUGCCCUGUGGCCUGCUGCCUGGACCCGAAUGGAGCCACCUACAGCUGCUGCAAUCCCGUUCCGGACCAGCGGCCGUCUGUGCUGAGCCAGCGUCUGGGCCGACCCUGCCAGGCCGAUGGCCACUGUGCUCCUGGCUACUCCUGCAUCCUCACUGCCUCGGGGACCUCCAGCUGCUGCCCGUUCUCAGAGGCUGUGUCAUGUGGGGAUGGCCGCCACUGUUGCCCCCGGGGCUUCCACUGCAGCGCUGACGGGAGGUCCUGCUUCCAAAGAUCAGAUACCAAGCCCCUGGAUGCCGUCCAGUGCCCCGACAAACAGUUCCAGUGCCCCAACUCCUCCACGUGCUGCACCAUGCCUGAUGGCUCCUGGGGAUGCUGCCCCAUGCCCCAGGCUUCUUGCUGUGAAGACAAGAUACACUGCUGCCCCCAUGGCACGUCCUGUGACCUGGCUCGUGGCCGCUGUCUCUCGGCCAUAGGCACCCACCCCCUGGCUAAGAAGAUGCCUGCACACAAGACUAAAAGUUCAGUGAUCUUAUGCCCAGAUGGACAGUCCCAGUGCCCCGAUGGUUCUACCUGCUGCAAGCUUCCCACUGGAAAGUAUGGGUGCUGCCCGAUGCCCAAUGCCAUCUGCUGCUCCGAUCACCUGCACUGCUGCCCCCAGAACAGUGUGUGUGACCUGACCCAGAGUAAGUGCCUCUCCAAGGAGAACACUACGGACCUCCUCACCAAGCUGCCCGCACACACAGUGCAGGAUGUCAAGUGCGACAUGGAGGUGAGCUGCCCAGACGACUACACUUGCUGCCGCCUACAGUCCGGGGCCUGGGGCUGCUGCCCUUUUGUGCAGGCCGUGUGCUGUGAGGACCACGUGCACUGCUGCCCGUCCGGGUUUAGGUGUGACACAGAGAAGGGUGUGUGUCAACAGGGGACCCGCCGGGUGCCGUGGAUGGAGAAAGCCCCAGCCCACCUCAGCCUGCCGGACCCCGGAGCCGUGGAGGGGGAUGUCCCCUGUGAUAACGUCACCAGCUGUCCUUCCUCCACUACCUGCUGUCGACUCACGUCUGGGGAGUGGGGCUGCUGUCCUGCCCCAGAGGCUGUCUGCUGCUCGGACCACCAGCACUGCUGCCCGAAGGGCUAUGCGUGUGCGGCUGGAGGGCACUGUAAGAGGGGGAACCAGGUGGUGACCGGACUGGACAAGGUGCCUGCCCGCAGGGCCUCCUCGUCCCACCCCAGAGACAUGGGCUGUGACCAGCACACCAGCUGCCCAGUGGGGCAGACCUGCUGCCCGAGUCUGAGGGGGGCCUGGGCCUGCUGUCAGUUGCCACACGCCGUGUGCUGUGAGGACCGCCAGCACUGCUGCCCGGCUGGCUACACCUGCAAUGUGAAGGCCCGAUCCUGUGAGAAGGAGGUGGACCCUGCACACCCUGCCCUCCGCCUGGCCAGCGGCCCUCUUGUGGGCGCGGGGAACGUGGAAUGUGGGGCGGGGCACUUCUGCCGUGAUAACCAGACCUGCUGCCCAGACAGCCAAGGGGGCUGGGCCUGCUGCCCCUACCGCCAGGGCACCUGUUGUGGGGACAGGCGUCACUGCUGUCCCAGUGGCUUCCGCUGCGGAGCCAAGGGGACCAAGUGCUUCCGUCGGGAGGCCCUGCGCUGGGACGCUCCUUGGAGGGACCCGACACCAAGACAGCUGCUGUAAGGAGGGCCUGAGGACUGACGACACUUGGCAGCCCUCAGGACCCUGCUCAGAGGGUCCCCACUGCUCAGGCCUCCCUAGCACCUCUCCCCCACCACAUUCUCCCAGACCCCCUUCUGAGUCCCCCAUCACCCUGGGAGGUGGGGCCUCAAUCUAAGGCCUCCCCUAUGCCAAGGUGAGGGGGGCUGUGGCAAAAGCCACGUUUCAAGCUGCCAUCCCCUCCCCCAAUUUCUGUCAACCCUGUGGCGAGGUGCUCUUCCUAUCCACGGGUGUGUGUGCGUGUGUGUGUGAGCGCGUGCGUAUGCGUGCUGCAAUAAAGUUUGUACACUUUCUUAA
Messenger RNA from Capra hircus (goat), 2193 nucleotides. It is a transcript of the gene GRN, whose product is annotated as granulin. Gene Ontology annotation, biological process: regulation of inflammatory response. The transcript has 13 exons. The coding region runs from base 97 to 1860 and encodes 587 amino acids. The record is from RefSeq and is a predicted model, not a curated record. Gene Ontology annotation, cellular component: extracellular region. NCBI's taxonomy places the organism in Eukaryota, Metazoa, Chordata, Mammalia, Artiodactyla, Bovidae.